Messenger RNA from Polychytrium aggregatum, 1016 nucleotides. RefSeq lists its product as uncharacterized. Bases 233 to 985 code for a protein of 250 amino acids. The transcript has 2 exons. NCBI's taxonomy places the organism in Eukaryota, Fungi, Chytridiomycota, Chytridiomycetes, Polychytriales. The record is from RefSeq and is a predicted model, not a curated record.
AUGGUAAGUGAAUCGCCCAGCAGCAUGUGCCUGCGUAGACCGCAUUGAGUUCACUGACACCACAAUUCUUGUUCAGAACGUUGCAUUUACUCGUGCGCAAAAGUCACUCUUCAUCGUUGGCAAUUCGGAAUCACUGCUUGGCAAUCCAACAUGGAAAGCCCUCGUGGUGGAUGCAGAGCGCCGCAAAGUGUCGUUCAAGGUCAGCCGCAGCAGCUUCCCGCUGAGCGGACCCAUGUCGACCAAUUUGGUUGAUGCUUCUGCAGCAUCUGCGCCGAGGGCCAGCACUUCAAACAAACCUCGCAACCAGGGCCACCGAGACGACAGCCGCCAGAAGGCGCCCCCGAAGGUUGUGAAGGCAAGCACGGCUGGCCAAGGCAGCAAAGAUGGCGCAGGAUCACGACCAAGUCAUCGUGGCGACAGCUCGGUCUCGGGCGAAAGGUCAACCCCCGCAGCGCCGCCGCAAAGUGCCGACCGGCUCGAGGAGCGAAAGAAGCGUGCGCCCAAAGCAGAAGACCAAGGAGCACCGAGCCGCAAGGGCCAGCCCAGCAGCGAUCAGCCGGAGAGCCGGGGAUCGAGCAGGCCAAGAGAGCGAGGACUCAACGAAGGCAAGCAGGCGGAGCGCGAGAAAGCGCCGUCCAGGGAAAGCGACUCAACCAAGGAACGCAGCCGUUUGGGCGAUCGUCCUCGAGAAACAGGCGGCGGGCCCUCUGGAAAUCGCUCUGACAGCCACGCAAGGCGCCCGGAUGACGCUCGGAGCCAUACCACCGACCGCUCUCGGGAGCCGAGCCGCAACAGCGAUCGCGACAGAAGCAAAUUCGGGGACCGAGAUUCAUCCCAUCGGCCCAGCAGCGAUCCAGCCCGAGCCCAUACGAGCCCGUCAGAAGGAUCCGCGGCCCGGCCUGCAAACGACAAGAGAAAGAUAUCCGACCGGCUUGGUGAACCAGUGCCGCCCAAGGAGUGGCACAAGAAGCCGAAGCACAGGUGAUUUCGGGGCUGUGGCGGGUGUCCCCAAGGAG